AUGGCAGCGACAUUUUCGCCUGCUUCCCAUGUACGCUCCAUCUGCUACGCGUCAAAUGCUCCCAAAAUACGCUUCUCAAUCCCAGCUUCUAAAAUCACGUGUUCUUGGAGAGUGUCAGCAAACUACGUUAAGCUUCAGGCGGCGGCAAAAGGGUUUCAAUUUCAUGGAAAAGCUUUGGUAGUCACCAGGACAUGGAAGAAGAGAUUUGGAGUUAGGUGCGCGACUAUUGAGGAAAUAGAAGCAGAGAAGUCCAUGAUUGAGAAAGCUGCUAAAGAAAAAAUGGAAAAGACAAUAGAAAACGUGCGGUCCCGUUUCAAUUCAAUUAGGACUGGCAGAGCAAACCCGGCUAUACUGGACAAAGUUGAGGUCGAGUACUAUGGAACACCAGUUCCCUUGAAGAGUAUAGCUCAAAUUAGUACUCCUGAUGCAAGUUCUCUCUUGGUGCAACCAUAUGACAAAUCCAGCUUGAAGGUCAUUGAGAAAGCAAUUGUCAGUUCUAACCUCGAUUUGAAUCCAAACAAUGAUGGAGAAGUUAUUAGAUUGACCAUUCCCCAAUUGACAUCCGAGAGGAGGAAGGAGUUGUCGAAGAUGGUGGCUAAACAGGCUGAGGAAGGCAAGGUUGCUAUAAGGAAUGUAAGAAGAGAUGCCAUCAAAUCUUACGAUAAACUCCAGAAGGAGAAGAAGCUGUCUGAGGACAACGUAAAGGACCUAUCGGCUGAUAUGCAGAAAGUUACGGAUGAGUACAUUAAGAAAAUCGAUUCUAUCUACAAACAGAAAGAGAAGGAGUUGCUGACCGUAUGA
This is a messenger RNA of Striga hermonthica, 801 nucleotides long. Lineage: Eukaryota; Viridiplantae; Streptophyta; Magnoliopsida; Lamiales; Orobanchaceae. The record is from the annotation of a GenBank genome assembly.